Molecule: messenger RNA, 3524 nt
Organism: Phasianus colchicus (ring-necked pheasant)
Lineage: Eukaryota; Metazoa; Chordata; Aves; Galliformes; Phasianidae
Gene: C3H5orf22
Product: chromosome 3 C5orf22 homolog
Source: RefSeq, a predicted model, not a curated record
CGGCCGCGGCCAGCCCGGCCCUCUGCUCCGGAAGAGGAAAGCGCAGGGCGGGCACAACGCUGCAGGAAGCACCGCCCCGCCCGGCAUGAGCGGCACAGCGGCUGCCUGCGGGCCCCGGCCCUGCGGCGGGGGGCUGCGGUCGUACCCGGCGCUGCCAGUGUGGGUGGUGGAGGACCACCAGGACGUGCUGCCUUUCAUCUAUCGUGCAAUUGGUUCAAAGCAUCUGCCUGCUGGUAACAUCAGCUUUGUUCACCUUGAUUCCCAUCCAGACCUCCUUAUCCCUGUGAAUAUGCCUGCAGAUACCGUGUUUGACAAAGAAGCACUUUUUAAUGAGCUAAGUAUUGAGAACUGGAUUAUGCCUGCUGUUUAUGCUGGCCAUAUUUCUCAAGUGGUGUGGCUUCACCCACCGUGGGCUCAGCAGAUCUCAGAGGGAAAACACAGUUUUUUAGUUGGGAAAGACAUAUCAACAACUACAAUCAGGGUUACAGGUACAGAUCAUUACUUUUUAAGUGAUGGUCUUUAUGUCCCCACUGAUCAGCUAGAAAAUCCAAAGCCUUUAAAUUUACAUGUCGUUCUCAUUAAUCCUACUGAAGCAUCAAACAGCCAGGAAGAAAAUGACAAAGAAGCAUCCACUAAGAGACUGAAGCUAAAUACAGAUGACACAGCAAACACUGCUGCUACCUCUUCAUCAGUGGCUCCUGGUGACCACGAUAGCAACUUCUCAAGUGUGAAGAACAAGGAAGUACAACAUGCAAGUGCCCUGAACAGGGCGAAAAUGUUGCCAGAAUGCUCAGCUUCAAGCUCCAUAAGAAACAAUGAAUGUCCAAUAAGGGAGGUUGCUAAAGAUAUCUGCGAAGUUCUUCAGAAUGGGAAUGCAUUUGUUUUAGACAUUGACUUAGAUUUUUUUUCAGUUAAGAAUCCAUUUAAAGAAAUGUACACAAAGACAGAAUAUGAGCUCUUACAGGAAUUGUACAAGUUCAAGAAACCUCACAGAAAUGCAACAGAGGAGGAUUUGCUGGACUGUGUUGAAAACCGUGUUCAUCAGCUAGAAGAUCUAGAAGCAGCGUUUGCAGAUUUUUGUGACAGUGAUGAUGAAGAGACCUUACAGAAGUGGGCUUCCUAUCCUGGAUUCAAACCACUUGUUCAAUUAGUACACAGUUUGAAAAGCAGAAUGGAGAGCCCAGACUAUGAAAUGGUCCAUCAGGCUGGCCUGACCUGUGAUUAUGUUGAACUUCCCCAUCAUGUUAGCACCAAAGAGGAGAUUGAAGGCCUUUUACAGUCUGUGAAGAUUCUGCUGAAAAACAUGCCUAAGCCCACGCUUGUGACAAUUGCUCGAUCAAGUCUGGAUGACUAUUGCCCUUCAGAGCAGGUUGACAUCAUUCAAGAGAAGGUUCUCAGUUUACUUGGUUUCAUGUAUGGCACUCUGGAUGUGCAUUUAGAUUACUCAAGCAGUUCAUCUUCUUUGUGACCUUUCUUCAUGCAUUGCUUUUUAAUGCUGUUGAUGAAUUUAAAUUGUGUAUUGGCUGUUAUUUCAGCAGGUGGCACUAGAGUCCAAGCUGACCAAGAGUUUAAAUUGCAUUGCAUUUUCCAAACCAGCUGCAUCUGAACUAUUACCAAUAUAGGUUUGUUCAGAUGAUUCUGCAAUUCUUAUUUUUCUGUCUUGCUUAUUCUUAACAUUGAUGCAAGAGGAACUAUUCUUUGUCCAUAGAAUGUAUUUUGUCACCUAAUUACUUUAAGUUUGCUUAGAAAAGGACAUUUUAAAAAUAAAUUGAUUUCUUUUUUGUACUUAAACUUUUUUUAUGAAGUUCAGCAAGUAACAGAUUUCUUUCUGACUUACAUUGUACUUUUAAAAAAAUAAUCUCAAAACUGCCAUUAAAACCUAAAGUUUGCAUAAGGAUCUCUCCUAACUGCUGUGCUUGAAUGGUCCAGGCACACUGCUCACAUUCUCUAGAGCAUCUUAUGGCUUCUGGCCCAUCCACAGAAUACUAUUUAUAACUUACAUUUAUAUUUUUCUAGGGUAUUUAACUGGUGACUCAGAUAAUAUGCCCAAUAUACAGACAUAGGCUUGGUCCAAGGACAAUGUUAAUACUUCUGUAAAUUCAUUUUUUUUCCUUCUUUCUGAACUGUGCUGAACAAGUAAAAAAUAAAUGUACAUGAGGAAAGAAAGCAGCCAGCGUUCAUCUGGGUUUUAUUGGGAAUGCUUCUGAUUAUAUAUUUCUGCUGUUGUACUUAGUGCAACAAAAGAAGUAAAUAUUAAGAAUUUUUUGUUUCACAACAACAAACUGUUGUAAAUUUCAGCUAAUGCACUCCACAUAACAGUAAUUCUAAAUGCAUACAAGUUUUUUUGUUGUUGUUUUGAUUCUGUUUUUUUGCAUGUUGGAUUUUUUUUGUUUGUUUUUGCUUUCUUAAGCCAAAGCACCUAGAAGCUCCAAAGUAAGACACAAUAUGUGGCAUAUACUAGAAAAUACAUCACUACAAAAUCAUAGUCUGUAAUUACUAGGAUUCUCAAUGUUCUAAUUUACUAUUAGGGGAAAGUGUUUUACUAGCCUUGAAAGCCAACAAAUCAAAUGUGGAUAGACUAAUGUAAUGAUGUAAUGUAAUGUAAUGAUACAGCACUAUUAGGAAGCAUGAUAUGAUAAUAAUGAGAUAGUUAGAAAAAGUAUGGAAAAAAGAAGACAGAAGAAAGGGGUGAGAAGGAGAGAAAGAAUCAGUAAAAAAAAAAAAAAAAAAACUGUUAUACCAUGUGUAUCGCAUAAGUAAAAACCAACAAACUAAAAGAAGAAAGGUUUUCUCACUUUACCUGACAGAAGUAAUGCCUCUUUACUGUUGAACUUAAUUUCACCAUCUGCUGACUUCUCUGAGAGCACAGAAAGGCUCAGAAAAUAAAUUAGUAUUUACAGAAGAAGAUGUGAGGUAUAAAGAAGAUUAAACCAUAAGAGAAAAGGUCUAUUGCACGCAUCUUUCAGUUAUGGAAAACAGCUUUUCUAUAUGAUUGCUUGGUAAACUCUUGGUAAACUCUCUGAUACCUGCCGGCUUUUUGCAGCCCUUGACUAUCUUAACCUGCUCCAAUAUUGAUUAACUAAUUCAGUGAAUGGCUGAAGCUGGAAAAGAACUCUGGAAGUCAUCUCCUCCAAAUACCCUGUCCCGUUGAAGCAGAUCACCCAGGAGCUUGUUCAGAUUCCUGUUGAAGAUCCCUGGAGAUCUUUGAAAGUAUUAGAAUUACUGGAGCUAUUGACUAAUGCCUGAAAUAAUACUAUCCUGAUUUAUUUUUCUUUAUUACACUUCUUCUCUAUGUACUCAAAGACUGUGUACACCCUUGAAAGUGAGCAAAGAGGGACUGAUCCCCACAGGAUAAUUUGGGUGCCUGAUUUGAGUUGAAGAACUUUUCUAAUGUGUCUUAUUUUCUCUUUUAGUAAAGUGUUAAGGAAGACGGUUCUCCUGUUUUUAGGUUCUUCAGUCAAUGGCUAAAAUUUGAUGGACUCUACUCAUAAAUAGAAGAUAUUAAACAGCUUUUGCUUAGUCUG